Messenger RNA from Diatraea saccharalis (sugarcane borer), 1383 nucleotides. The record is from the annotation of a GenBank genome assembly. NCBI's taxonomy places the organism in Eukaryota, Metazoa, Arthropoda, Insecta, Lepidoptera, Crambidae.
AUGGUCGUGAUGGUUGCUCAGCAGCUGUCUGGCAUCAACGCAGUAAUAUUCUUCUCGACUGAUAUAUUCAGUAAAGCCAAUCUGAGCGAGUCGGAGUCUCAAUACGCUACGUUAGAGCUAUUCAAUCAGUCAUCCAGACCAGCAGCCACAGCGGUAGCUGUUACUGUCAAUUGGACGGCUAAUUUUAUUGUCAGCUUAAGUUUCCUGCCGCUUACGCUGGCUUUGGGAUCGUAUACGUUCAUAAUAUUUGCUGUUCUACAAUUAUUAUUUAUCAUCUUCAUAUUUUUCAAAGUGCCCGAGACGAAAAACAAAACGGUAGAAGAAAUAACCGCCAUGUUUAGACAACAAAUUUUAAAACUGAGUUGGAAAUGGGUAUAGUACUAUUUACGUUAGUAGAAUUACUAACACAGUCAGUAGCGGCGUUAGGGUAGGGCGCGGUUGGGCGACCGCCCAGGGGCGCCGAACGAAAAGGGGCGCCGCAGGCCACGGCGCCCCUUUUUCGUCCGACGCUUUUUUCUGAUUCUGUAUAAUGAGGAAGUAUUUUAAAAAAACGAAAGCACUACAAAAAUACCUCCACUAGAUGGCGACUCUAGCAAAAGUUGAUUUUUGCAGGAAACGAAUGGAACAAAGACAGUCAUUUCCGUUCAUUUUAAAUAACAUAUUAAAAAACUGAAAUUUGAAAAGUUCGAAACUUAGAUAUCAAUACAAAUACGAAACAGUACAAAUAGAAUAUGAGUUGUUUAUUGAGUUUUGAAAACUAAUUUACUUUUAAACAUGAAAGAAAACUGGAAGGGUUGUCAUGGAGAAAUCAAGAACAUACCGUAGCGACAUCUAGUAUGAUUUCGGGAACAAUUUUUUUUUCUAAUACUUCCUCAUUUCCUACAAACGCCGUCUUAUAGUUCCCUUGCUCAUUGAACAAGGCCUACUAGUUCGGCGAAAAAAGAACAAGAACCUUGAGAUUUUUUUUUAUUUUCAAGUUGCCUCACCUUCAGCAUGAAUUGAAAGGAAACUUAACAAGAAAAAUAUUAUAUUAUGGUAAAAUAUAUGUAUUUUAUUAGGUAAUAUGACGUACAUUGGCGGGCAUUAUCGCUCGGUCAUUUAAGAAAAUUUUCGUUUGAGCAUGUUUAAACGUUAAGCUGAAGCUAAAAUGCUGCAAUACAAACGAAUGCAUCGGCAGUGGAGCCUCUGUCUGGCAAGUCAGAUGGAAUAGCUACUCAAGAGAUUGUGGAUGAAAAAUCCCGAAGUAAGGGAGCAAGUUGUGCUAUGAUUACAGAUGCUGCACAGGAUAAAUCUGUAAUUGAUGUACAACAAAUACAUGUACUAGAUGAUGUUGAUACUGUUGUCUCGAAUAUAGCGGAUCCAGCUACUUGUCCACUUAUUUGA